AUGAAGAGCGAACUUCGCGGCAACAUCUGCGCACAGCAGUUAGCAGACGUGCUCCCCGUCGGCGUGGUGAUCGUCAACCCGCACGACCAGAUUAUCUUUUCCAACCGACGCUUCCAUGAGCUUACAACGAGCCACCAACCAAUAGGACUGGACUGCCUCUCGCAGUCGGUCCACGUAGACGAUUACGAGCAUAUAGCCCAGGCAUAUGUUGCCGCGGUACAAACGAAGAAGGCGACCCGGAAAGAAUACCGGGCAAUGGGGGAAGCGGAGGAAUGGCGAGGGCUGUCGCUGACACCACUGAACGACGAUGAUUUGCAGCAGUUUGGGCUAAACGGUGACGGCGGUCUUAUUUGUGUGAUUAGCGAUAUCACACCGGAGAAGACAGCAGAGCUGUUGCAGCGGAAGAUUGCGAAUGAUGCGAAAGAGCGGAAGCAGCAACAGGAACGCUUUAUAGAUAUGAUCAGCCAUGAAGUGCGCAAUCCGCUCUCUGCCAUCCUGCAUUGUGCGGAGGAUAUUAUGGAUAUUGUGCAGGAUGGAGCGCAGGAUGACGAGAAGGAGAAGAUGGCAAAGAUUGCCGAAGCCGCGGAGACGAUAAAUCUCUGCGUUGCACACCAAAAAAAAAUCAUCGACGAUGUGUUGGUCUACUCCAAGCUGGAUGCGUCGAUGCUGAUGCUAGCCCCACAAGAAGUCCAGCCAAAGUCGCAUUUAGCAACGCUGCUAAGCAUAUUUCGCCCUGAGCUGCGCAAGCAGCAGAUCGAAUUUGAGUACCUUCUUGACACGUCUUACGCAGAUUGUGACCUCGACUGGGUCAUCGCCGAUCUCAACAAGAUGGGCCAGGUAUUGGUCAAUCUUGUCUCUAACGCUAUAAAAUUCACUGCCGAAUCCCAAAGUAAGAGGAAUAUUCGGGUCUCCAUGGGGGCUGCGAAAGUCCGACCGCCGUCAUACCCACCAAACGUCGUCUUUUUCGAGCCGAACGAAGCUGCGUUGAAGCUUGAUUCCACCGGAGGUCCUGAAUGGGGCCAUGGCCAGACUGUGUAUAUUAUGGUCGCUGUGAAGGACAACGGGAUCGGAAUAAGUGAUGACCAUCAGAAGCUGCUAUUUGAGCGCUUCAAGCAAGCUACCCCACGCACAGACAGGGUGUAUGGGGGCUACGGCCUGGGCCUUAAUAUCAGCCGCAGACUAUGCCACAUGCAUGGAGGAGAGAUUGGCGUCAGCUCCAAGGAAGGCGAAGGAAGCACAUUUGGAUUUUUCUUCACUGUUCGACGGUGUCCCGAUACAGCUAAAACCAAGGAGGACAGAGAGUCUCCUAUUGACAAACUGUGCCAUCAGGUUCGGGAGCUCGACAGUAAAAUUCCGGACAUCAAAAGAGACACCUCCAUGGCAAAUUUUUCUGAAGAACCGCCGAUAAAGCACGUCGAUGAGGUCGCAGUCAACACUGAGAGUGACGACCGAAGAGAGCACUCAGCAAAGCUGUCAGAAGCCGCUAUACGAGAUGACAGCCAGCCAAUAUAUCGGUGUAGGUCGAACAUCGACGAAUUUACGCCCAAACAAGAGCCCAAGGCCAUAACAGACAUGUCUAAAUUGGAGGAGCCACACCGCAUCCUAUUUGUCGAGGACAACAUCAUCAACCAGCGGGUUCUUGCGCGCAAGCUUCAGAUAGCGGGAUUUGAGGUCACCACGGCCAACAAUGGGCAGGAAGCCCUUGACAGGUGGAAGCACGACUCAUUUGACUGCAUUCUCAUGGACCAGGAAAUGCCUGUUAUGGACGGAAGUUCAGCGGUGCGAGAGAUUCGGGCACUGGAAAAGGACAAGGGAACGCAUACCCCCAUAUUAGGGGUGACUGCCAAUGUGCGACAGAACCAGCAGGCAGACAUGCUGAAUGCGGGCAUGGAUGGGGUUGUACAGAAGCCGUACAAGAUGCAGGAUUUAUGUGACAAGAUCCGUCAUUCGAUUGCCGCAAGAGUAGGUGAAGGACACUAG
Penicillium macrosclerotiorum is the source of this 1980-nucleotide messenger RNA. Its product is annotated as PAS domain-containing hybrid sensor histidine kinase/response regulator. Bases 1 to 1980 code for a protein of 659 amino acids. The transcript has a single exon. The record is from RefSeq and is a predicted model, not a curated record. Gene Ontology annotation, molecular function: phosphorelay sensor kinase activity. Gene Ontology annotation, biological process: phosphorelay signal transduction system; phosphorylation. Lineage: Eukaryota; Fungi; Ascomycota; Eurotiomycetes; Eurotiales; Aspergillaceae.